This is a messenger RNA of Ooceraea biroi (clonal raider ant), 754 nucleotides long. RefSeq names its product ribonuclease P protein subunit Rpp21 (gene Rpp21). Gene Ontology annotation, biological process: tRNA processing. The record is from RefSeq and is a predicted model, not a curated record. Gene Ontology annotation, cellular component: nucleolar ribonuclease P complex. Lineage: Eukaryota; Metazoa; Arthropoda; Insecta; Hymenoptera; Formicidae.
UGAUCUAACCUCGAAAACGCCAGGAUGCGCAGAGACACGGAGACCGCCGUCGAGAAUGAUGAGUUGAGUGCUCGUGAUUGUUCAACGAUAUAAAUUUUUAGGUUACUGACUGUUUACGUGAGUGCACGUUUAAUUCACGUGAUGGGAAGUAGGAAUAAGUCCUGCCAGCACAAAGAUGUGUUUGAACGAAUGAAUUUCUUGUAUCAGGCUAGUCGUCUGAUGGUGUUGAAAAAUAGGUCUGUGGCAUCUUACUACGGCAAUAAUAUGAUAGGAUGCGCAAAAAAAGCAGUAUUACGUAUAGAACCAGAUUUGAAGAGAACCAUGUGUAAGCGCUGUCAGACUCCACUUAUACCUGGAGAGACGGCGAGGGUCAGGUUAACGUCGAAGCCGGUAAAAUGUGUCAAGUGGACAUGCCUUACUUGCACGAAUGCUAAACGGUUUCCCACGAAGAAAGGAUACAAACUGUGGCUCGAUCAGCCGGAGGCAGUGAUUGAAAUGUUAGAUUACACGCCGCAGUCAAAGAAGAAUACUCAGAAAUCCGAUGCGCAGGAAAAGGUUGCGAACAUCGACGAGGAAGCGAAGGAGUAAGGUAAAACUUAAAGAGUCACUUUGGUAACCGUUGGUUGUCUCGAGGAAUCAGUGUACAGAGCGAGCGGAGAGAUUUGGUGUACGAAUAUUUUUUAUUAAUGACUUACAUAAAAUAUGUUACAAUAUUACAAUAAAUUUAUAAUCAAUAAACAGAUAUUUUGCUAAC